This is a messenger RNA of Corylus avellana, 767 nucleotides long. RefSeq names its product NADH-ubiquinone oxidoreductase B8 subunit. The record is from RefSeq and is a predicted model, not a curated record. Gene Ontology annotation, cellular component: respiratory chain complex I. NCBI's taxonomy places the organism in Eukaryota, Viridiplantae, Streptophyta, Magnoliopsida, Fagales, Betulaceae.
UUCUUUUUUUCCUAUUCUCACCCUGCUCUUCUCCCGCAAACUUCUAUCCCUUCUUUAUUAUUUCUCAUUCUUUCUCCAACGCAACAGCCCACUGCCGCCACACCUACGCCGGUUUCCACCGCUGCUCCACCGACGCACACGCACACCCAGUGAGAGAGAGCUCAAGAAUGGCAUGGAGGGGACAUCUUUCUCAGAAUCUGAAAGAACUUCGGAUACUGCUAUGUCAAUCAUCCCCUGCGAGCUCGUCCGCUAGAGCAUUUGUGGAGAGGAAUUACAAGGACCUCAAGACACUGAACCCUAAAUUCCCAAUCUUAAUUCGUGAAUGCAGUGGGAUCGAGCCCCAGUUAUGGGCUAGAUAUGAUAUGGGUGUUGAGAGGGGCAUUCGUUUGGAAGGCUUGACUGAGGCAGAGAUCUUUAAGGGACUUGAAGACCUGGUGAAAGUGGGGGCAUCUAUUAAAGCCUGAUAGUGCUACUAUCGGAAUCAUUGGUCAGUAUGAAAUUGAAUAAAUUAAUAUCAUGGGAAAAUCAUCUUCCCAGAAACUUUUUUUUUUUUUUUUCAAUUGAUCUGAUGUAUUUUUCCUUAAAGAUACUCUGGAUCUUUGUCUUGUAGUUUGAUCAUUUCAUGAAUAUACCUUCUGGCCAAUGUUUGGCAAGUUCAAUUCUGAAUUUGACCUCUGGAUUUGGGUAUUAUUUGGAUUCCUGUUUGGUGGUGAGCAGCAACCAAAUUGCUAAAUUAUUUAAAUUAAAUAAGCCCUUGGUUCAAUUUA